Molecule: messenger RNA, 1350 nt
Organism: Monoraphidium neglectum
Lineage: Eukaryota; Viridiplantae; Chlorophyta; Chlorophyceae; Sphaeropleales; Selenastraceae
Product: Ran-binding protein 1 domain-containing protein/ RanBP1 domain-containing protein
Exons: 6
Coding region: 1-1350 (449 amino acids)
Biological process (GO): intracellular transport
Cellular component (GO): cytoplasm; nuclear pore
Molecular function (GO): GTPase activator activity
Source: RefSeq, a predicted model, not a curated record
AUGUCCGAUCGCCCCACAGACCACCUGCAGCCUAGCAGCAAGCGGCGGCCCGGCGAGCAGCUUACGAAGGACGACGCAGACGACGACGAAGGGCCAGGGCAUGAACCUGGAGACUGGGGCACGUCCAGCAAGGCGGACGAGGCGACCCUGUCGAAGCGCAAAAUAAUUCGGGCACGUCGCGGGCCGGUGGGGGCGGCGCCCAGCCCCCAACCUGAGGCGCCUCCUGAAGCAUCAGCCGCAGCCGGAGCAGCGCCCGUGGGCGGCGAUGUGGCGGCUGCCAACCCUUUUGCUGGGCGAACGCUGGCGUCGGACAAUGGCGGCAGUGACAAGGCCCUCGACAAGGUUGCGGAGGCGCCCCCCGCUGAGAUCGAGUCUGUGUCCAACGUCGCAACGGAUGCGGCACCAACGGCCGCUGCAGGGCCCGACAAGGCUGUGGAGGCAAGCAAGCCGGCAGGUACCUCGCCCAGCGGCACACCCUCUGUGUUUGGCAGUGGGAGCGGCUUUGGCUCCUUUGCCGGCGGAGGUUUUGGCGGCUUUGCGGGCUCCACAGGCAGCGGGUUUGGUGGCUUUGGUGGCAGCGCCGUGGCAGCUGGAGGCGGCAGCCUUUUUGGUUUUGCAGGCACUGGCAGUGUUGCGGGCGGCUCUAAGCCAGCGUUUGGGGGGGCGAGCGGCGGCUUUGGCAGCGGCGCCGCUGACAAAGGCACAGGCACUGGCCAGGGGGAGCGGAGCGAGGACGGUGGGGAUGCGAAGGAGGGUGGCGAGGGUGAGGAAGUGUUUGGCGGGCCCGAGGUGGCGCCUGUUGUCACGCUGGAGGAGGUGCCCAAGGUCACUGGGGAGGAGAGCGAGGUCAUGCUCUACACAGCCGACGGUGCUCUUUUCGAAUUUGACGCGGAGGCUCGGUCCUGGCACGAGCGUGGCCGCGGCGAGUUCCGAAUCAACCGCGACCCGGAGAGUGGCGCAGGCCGCGCCGUGAUGCGUGAGCGUGCCAGCAAGCGCCUCAUCCUCAAUGCUCGGCUCUACCCCACCAUGCCCACCAGCCGCAUGGCGCAGCCGCAGAAAGGUGUCACCUUUGCUGUUGUCAAUGCCGCGCCCGCACCUGGCGACACCUCAGCCGCAGCGGCAGCUGCGGACGGGCGGGGCGUAGCGGCUGCGGGCGCUGCCGCUGAUGAAGACAAGGGCAAGCUGGGUGGCAGCAGCGAGGGCAGUGCGGGUGCGCUGGUGACGUACGCGCUGCGGCUGAAGACGACAGAGGCGGUUGACUCGCUGCUCGCGGUGGUGGAGAGCUGGAAGGCGCGGGCCAAGGCGCAGGGCGGCGGCGGCGGCGGUGGGGCCGGAGAAGAUGCGGUGUGA